AUGGAGGUAUUCAGCGCCGUCUCUGGCGCCAUUACGCUAUUAGAAGUCGCGACGAGAAUCAACAAGUUAUGCGUUACUGUCAAGGAUGCACCGAACGACUGGAAGCGAUAUCGCGACGGUCUGCAUGCAGUCACCUGCAUCCAAAAUGUUCUUGCGACCGUUCUAUCCAAUUGUCCGGCUAUCCGAAGCCUCGUCGUCCCAGCCGAUACGCAGCAGAGUCAAAUCCCAUUUACUGACCACGUCAAUGGCGUGCUGUCCGAGGUAAAAGAGCAGGCCAAGAAUUUGCUGGAGAGGCAUGGUCAGCUGUCGGGUGGCUGGGCUCGGAAGCAAAUUUCCCGCGUGUUCAAACCUCUUGGGUUCAUUGUGGACCGGGAAAGGAUCGAAAAGAUGAUCGAAUCGGUUGAGCAGGCCCACCACCAUCUUCACAUGGCGCUCACACUAGCAUCCAUAAAGGCUUCCUCCUCGUGCCAUUCCCCAGACACCUCGAACGCCAUUCGAGUUGAGGAUGUCAUCGCGUCGUUGUCCGAGUCAGAAUGGGACGAAACUCGAGGGAUGCAAAUGGAGGAGCUGAUAGAGUUCCUAUCGACACACGCCACCGCCCAACCCACGGCAUAUGCCACGGACGUGGAAAUCACAACCACUAGCUCUACUGUUCCUCCGAUCAGGCUCUGUACCGACCGCGAGUCUUACCUUCUCAUGGCCAAGCCGGUGGAUCUGGCUCUUUGCAGCCUUGAGCAAGACUCAACAGUCGCCAUAUUCUGCGUUACGGAAGUCCACAUCACAGACGGGAUGCAGCUUUUUUCCUCGGUCCAAUCAACUACGGAUGAUUAUUCCGAUGCUAAGACCGAACGUGCCCCUUCUGAGGCGGGAUCUGACGGCGGCCAUGAGACCGAGAGUGAUCAACCUCGAGGCGAGGAAGACGUGGCCAAUGGCGGUGCUACAUUCCCGAUGAGACCGGAUGCCGUCGACGAUGAGCGUGCCUUUGAACUGCUGAGAAUGAUGGCUGUCGACGAGGCUUACGUGCUACCGAGCGAGGUCGAGUGGGAUGUGCUUGUCCGGUUCCUGCGCCUCGUUGACAAGUACGGCCAGCAUGUCGGAGAGAAGCCCCUAGCCCAAGCAAGGCUCUGGGCGUCACUCAUCCCACCUUCGAAGACCUUUGACGAGAACGCCAUACUAUGGCUAUGGGUCAUGUGGAAGCUGCAAAUGAUCGAGGAAUUCUGGGAGCUCUCCGCGGUCAACUUGAUAUCAGGCGUCUGA
This is a messenger RNA of Lasiosphaeria miniovina, 1257 nucleotides long. RefSeq lists its product as uncharacterized. The coding region runs from base 1 to 1257 and encodes 418 amino acids. Lineage: Eukaryota; Fungi; Ascomycota; Sordariomycetes; Sordariales; Lasiosphaeriaceae. The transcript is spliced from 5 exons. The record is from RefSeq and is a predicted model, not a curated record.